Molecule: messenger RNA, 14996 nt
Organism: Loxodonta africana (African savanna elephant)
Lineage: Eukaryota; Metazoa; Chordata; Mammalia; Proboscidea; Elephantidae
Product: craniofacial development protein 2-like
Exons: 3
Coding region: 2690-3757 (355 amino acids)
Biological process (GO): chromatin remodeling
Cellular component (GO): nucleus
Molecular function (GO): catalytic activity
Source: RefSeq, a predicted model, not a curated record
CUAAUAGCGCGUAAGCCAAAGUGCCUAGCAUAGUGUCUGACGCAAAGUAGAAGCUCGAUAAACAUUUGUUGAAUUAAUAAAAGAAACAAAAAACAAAGGGAAAGAAUAGAGACAGACAGAAAAAGAAAAUCUGGGCUUAUUUAAAUAAGGGUACUGAAGUUUUCCAAGUCAUUGGGCACCAUGCCAUUCAUCUCCCUUAGCUUAUGAAUCUUCUAUAGGAAAUGUAUUGAGGCAUAUAGACUUCUCCUGAAUUAAAAAAAAAAAAAAUACAAAAAACAAGACAUUUAGCAGAACUUUCAAAAUUGAUCCUAGAAGGAAUAGCUCACCUUUUUUUAAGCAGAGGCUUUCAUUGACCAGGUUUCCCUUCUCGUUGACAUCUAUUUUCAUCCAGCUAUGGAGGUAUUUCCUGCCUUUCUUGACCAUUGCCCUGAAGCCUUGUUUCUUGAGAAAGAGAGAGGCAUUCUCCACCUCAAGGAACCCUCCCUCCUCGUAACAGGUCCAUCGGGGUGCCUGGGAGCACUGGGUGAAGAUGGCUGCACGGGAAGGGCCACGAGAGGAACUGGAGAUGCCCAGGCACAGGGUAGAUUUAAUGUGAAGGAGCUUUUCAUUCUCAGUCCACAUCCACUGCUGGUUUUGGCUGGUCUUAUUGCACGAGCCCAUGACCACUACCCUAUUUUGGAAAAGGCACUGUUGUUUCUGGACGUGGACAAUCUGAAACCCAUCUGGAAGAUGAAAAGCUUAUAAAGUACUGCAUAGCAAAUUAUAAGGCUCAUUAGAAAACAAAAAAACCCACCCAGAAAUCAACUAAAUAAAAAUACUUGGUUUACUUAUCCUUUGCUAUCAUUUCAAGCGUAUAUUCCCAGAUUCAACAUGUAUGAUUUAAAACCCCAAGGCUGAUAAUAUAAAAUGUCAACAUGUCACACACAGUUCCCUUUCUUUUACUUUCACAUGGUUUGAGAAGAACCACACCCCCAAUGAAAUAAUGAAAGGAAGCUUAGAGAAGAAACAAAACCAUCCAUAGACUAUGGUGACAUUUUAGCUUGCUUACUUAAAUAUGCUGAAGUUCUGAAAAGCCCGCUUUCGUUUUCAACCAUUUUACUCUUUCCAUCUCACUUCCCUCCCCACUCUUAAAAAACACCCCUUUUUUGAAUCUCUAAGUGCCCAUUGCAGUAAAAAAAACUUGUAUACAAAUUGGAUUGUCUGAAUACAAUAAACCAAAUCCAAGAGAUUUUCUUUCCCCACCCCUCCAAAUGCAUCCUCCUAACUACAGGAACCAAUGAAGUUAUUAUCACAAUCUAACUUUCUUAGAGUCCUGGGGAGAAGCAUUUCUCUUUUUUGUGACAAUCUCUUUAUAGUUUUUCCACAAAUACAAAUUCAGAUAUAUUUUGAAAAUCAGCAUUUCUCGAUGUAAGAAAAUUAAACAUUCAAUUGCUAAACAUCAGUAUUAAAAAGUGAGAUAUUCAGGCUCAGCAACCAUUUUCAAUGUGCUUUUUUUUUACUCAAAUUACCCAGCUCUUCCAUGAAAAUAUUCAGCCCUUUCAAAUCACAACUUCCGAAUAAAACAUCAUAUUCUCUUACCCCCUUUAAUCGUAUUUUUUGUAUUUUCUCUCUUUAUGACAAAACGAAACUAUAGCCUGAUUGGAAAAUAUGUUACUUAGCAUGGGGAAUGCCACAGGCUGUUACAUAAGAACAAAAAUUUCUCCUCAGGGUGCUUUACCCUCUGCUGUAAAGAUGCCGUUUCUGGAACUGCCCAGGCGUUUAGAGGACAUGAAAAGGCCAUUUAUUAUUAUUAUUUUUUGGAGAGAAAUCGCAACAGUGUGGGCACAGCUGGCUCCUCUUAUUCCCCCUCCGCAUCGUUAUGUAGCUAAACUGCCAUGGAGACCUGGCUCCAUUUCUGCCUCAUUCCAGACACUUUCCAAAGGCCAGAGACUCCUGGGCUGGGGAGAAAUGCCCCAGGAAAAUAAGGAGGCAGGCCCACUCACCUGAGUUCCCGAGGAGCAAGCAGAAAAAAAAUUCCAGUCUCCAGAAGCAGAAAGAAACCGGUCACAAUGCCUUGUCUGUCUCGUUUGUUAAGAGAAUGGUUAGAGACUUUAGCCUUAACUACAAGCAAGCUGCCCUCUGGCUGCAAUCACCUCCCACACCAUAAUCAGAAGACUUGAGAAGGCAGCAGAGUAUAAAGGUGAGAAGGAGAAGCUCGGGGGUCAGGCUACUAACUUCUGACCUUGGACAAGUUGCUUAGGCUUCUGAUGCCUCACAGUCAUUAUUUGUAAAUGGAGUUUACACAUAGGUCUAUUGUAAGGAUUAAUUCCUAGUAUACCAUUAGUUCCCCACGUGCCUGUCAGUUUGUCAUACUGUGGGGGCUUGCAUGCUGCUGUGAUGCUGGAAGUUACGCCACCGGUAUUCAGAUACCAUCAGGGUCACCCAUGGAGGACAGGUUUCAGCUGAGCUUCCAGACUAAGACAGACUAGGAAGAAGGACCCCACAGUCUACUUCUGAAAAGAAUUAGCCAGUGAAAACCUUAUGAAUAGCAGCAGAACAUUGUCUGAUACAGUGCUGGAAGAUGAGCCCCCCAGGUUGGACGGCACUCAAAAAAUGACUGGGGAAGAACUGCCUCCUCAGAGUUGACCUUAAUGACGUGGAUGGAGUAAAGCUUUCAGGACCUUCAUUUGCUGAUGUGGCAUGACUCAAAAUGAGAAGAAACAGCUGCAAACAUCCAUUAAUAAUUGGAAAAUGGAAUGUACGAAGUAUGAAUCUGGGAAAAUUGGAAAUCAUCAAAAAUGGAAUGGAAAGCAUAAACAUUGAUAUCCUAGACAUUAGGGAGCUGAAAUGGACUGGUAUUGGCCAUUUUGAACCAGAUAAUCAUAUAGUCUACUAUGCUGGGAAUGACAGCUUGAAGAGGAAUAGUGUUGCAUUCAUUGUCAAAAAGAAUGUUUCAAGAUCUAUCCUGAAGUACAACGCUAUCAGUGAUAGGAUAAUAUCCACACGCCUACAAGGACCAGUUAAUACGACUAUUAUUCAAAUUUACACACCAACCACUAGGGCCAAAGAUGAAGAAAUAGAAGAUUUUUAUCAGCUGCUGCGGUCUGAAAUUGAUCGAACAUGCAAUCAAGAUGCAUUGAUAAUUACUGGCGAUUGGAAUGCGAAAGUUGGAAACAAAGAAGGAUCAGUUGUUGGAAAAUAUGUCCUUGGUGAUAGAAACAAUGCCGCAGAUCAAAUGAUAGAAUUUUGCAAGGCCAACGACUUCUUCAUUGCAAAUAUCUUCUUUCACCAACAUAAACGGGGACUAUACACAUGGACCUCGCCAGAUGGAACACACAGAAAUCAAAUUGACUACAUCUGUGGAAAGAGACGAUGGAAAAGCUCAAUAUCAUCAGUCAGAACAAAGCCAGGGACUGACGGUGGAAUAGACCAUCAAUUGCUCAUGUGCAAGUUCAAGCUGAAACUGAAGAAAAUCAGAGCAAGUCCACGAGAGCCAAAAUAUGACCUUGAGUAUAUCCCACCUGAAUUUAGAGACGAUCUGAAGAAUAGAUUUGACAUAUUGAACACUAGUGACCGAAGACCAGACGAGUUGUGGAAUGACAUCAAGGAUAUCAUCCAUGAAGAAAGCAAGAGGUCAUUGAAAAGACAGGAAAGAAAGAAAAGACCAAGACGGAUGUCAGAGGAGACUCUGAAACUUGCUCUCAAAUGCCGAGCAGCUAAAGCAAAAGGAAGAAUUGAUGAAGUAAAAGAACUGAACAGAUUUCAAAGGGCCUCUUGAGAAGACAAAGUAAACUAUUAUAAUGACAUGUGCAAAGAGCUGGAGACAGAAAACCAAAAGGGAAGAACACGCUCGGUGUUUCUCAAGCUGAAAGAACUAAAGAAAAAAAUUCAAGCCUCGAGUUGCAACAGUGAAGGAUUCUAUGGGGAAAAUAUUAAAUGACUCAGGAAGCAUCAAAAGAAGAUGGAAGGAAUACACAGAGUCAUCAUACCAAAAAGAAUUAGUUGGUGUUCAACCAUUUCAAGAAGUGGCAUAUGAUCAGGAACCAAUGGUACUGAAGGAAGAAGUCCAAGCUGCUCUGAAGGCAUUGGCGAAAAACAAGGCUCCAGGAAUUGAUGGAAUAUCAAUUGAGAUUUUUCAACAAAUGGAUGCAGCGCUGGAGGUGCUCACUCAUCUAUGCCAAGAAAUAUGGAAGACAGCUUCCUGGCCAACUGACUGGAAGAGGUUUUUGAAUGAUUUUUAGCAAAAUUUUGCUUGCGUGUGAUAUUAAUGAUAUUGUUCUAUAAUUUCCACAUUCAGUUGGAUCACUGCCUGAUCCUGUGCCAUUCUCACCAUUGUUGCCAUUUGAGCUGGUUGUUACAGCCACUGUGUCAAUCCACCUCAUUGAGGGUCUUCCUCUUUUUCCCCUCACCCUCUACUUUACCACGCAUGAUGUCAUUCCCAGGGGUUGGUCCCUCCUGAUAACACAUCCAAAGUAUGUGAGACAAAGUCCCGUCAUCCUCUCUUCUAAGGAGCAGCCUGGCUGUACUUCUUCCAAGACAGAUUUCGUUUGUUCUUCUGGUAGUCCAUGGUAUAUUCUUCACCAACGUCAUAAUUUCAAAGGCUCCAAUUCUUCUUCGGUCUUCCUUAUUCACUGUCCAGCUUUGCAUGCAUAUGAGGCGACUGAAAAUUCCAUGGCUUGGAUCAGACACACCUUAGUCUUCAAGGAGACAUCAAGUCCUCAAACUUAACAUGUUCAAAAUGGAGCUCAUUUUCUUCUCUCAUAAAUAUCACCCUGCCCAUCUGGGUUGAUGAUAUCACCAUCCACUUAACAUUCCAAUCCAGAAAUCACACUUUCCCUUCCUCUCUUACAGUCAGAAACUAAGCACUGUGGCUUCCAUGUCUGGAACACCUUUUGAACCUGUCCUGUCUUCUCAAUAUCCUCUCCCUUAGUUCAAUAUCUCAUUACUUCUUGCCUGUACCAUUGCUAUAGCUUCCUAGCCUAUUUAUUUCUCUGCUUCUCCAUGCUUUUCUCAAAUCCAAAUUCUCUAUCCUGCCACUAAUUACCUUUAUGAAAUACAAAUUGCAUUAUGUCAUUCCGCUUCAUAAACUUUUUUAUUGGCUCUCUGCUGCCUAUAUAGGAGGCCUAGUGGUGCAAUGGUUAAGCACUUGGCUGCUAACUGAAAGGUUGGCAAUUCAAACUCACCAGCUGCUCCACGGGAGAAAAGACCCUGGUGACCUGUUCCCAUAAAGACUACAGCUUAGGAAAUCUUACAGGGCAGUUCAACUUUGUCCAUAUAGGGUUGCUAGGGGUCAGAAUCAACUUGAUGGCCUACAACAACAAGAUGCCUAUAUAAUAAAGCCCCAUUUUAUUUAUUUAUUUUGCCAUAGUCAUGGAUUCUCUGCACACAACUUGUCUUUCCAGUGUCAUCUUUCACUCCGUACCAUGCCACACAUGCUCAGGCACAGCUGACUGUUCAACUUAGACAUGCCGUGUGGUUUCUUGUAUCUCUCUGCCUUUGUAUGCUGUUGCCGUGCCUGAAUUGUGUUUUUUCCUCUGUGCACCAACUCAACUGUGAGGACUCUGCUGAAAGGCUUGAAGGCAUCAUAUGAGCUUUUUUGUGAAAUAAAUAUGAUUAAAGUUGGUCUUUUCUAUAAUUUUCCCAGAUAGAAAAAGGGAGGGAAUGAAAGAAGUGACAGCAUGAAAUAGGAUUCCUUUAUUUGGAUUUUUGAGGUUAAACUGUUGGCAAAGUGCUGAAUAGGCCAACGGGAAAAAUGGGGUUCAUAGUUCUUAAGUCACAUAAGCUUAGCUCUGAUGAAAGAUGUAUGUAAGUACAGAGAAAGAAUUUGGCUGUGUUAACUACUUGAGAGAAGUCCUAUGUUAGGCUAGAUAACCAAGUAAUGCCCUCACAUUAUGAAAAGUAAAUUUGGUAUCUUACCGCUCUUUGAGUGGAUCUCUUGCCUUUUACUGUCUUGUUUGCAAAUUUGGCCCCUGUUACUAUGUUGGGACAACAAUUACGGACAGAAGCUUUGGAAAUCAAACAAGCCUGGGUUACAAUUCAGACCUGACAGCACCUAACAACUCACCUACUUUCAGGUUUUGGUAAACGACUUAACCUUUCUGAGCUUCAGUUUUCUCAUGUAUAAUACAAGGAUAGUAAAAUCUGUUUUGUGGAGUUGGAUGAAUUUACAUAUGAACUGUGCUCACCAUGUAGAUUCAAUAAAUGGAAGUGGCUAGAAAAUAUUUUCCACAGUAUGUGUGAUAAGGUCAACACUUAUAGCUACUUCCCUUCUUUCCUAAAAAGGGACGAAAGGGGCAACGCGCAACCUUCACAAGUAGUGUGAGGACUUCGGCUCCCUGGAAGUGUGCAAACACUACUUAUCAUUUUUGGACUGGCCUUCUAGUUCCAGCUUUGCAGAUUUUGGCUACUAUGUUUUCAUGGGAUAGUUCAUAUAAAAAGAGUGAGCACCCUUGUUUUAAAGGUUUUGUUUUAUUUUAGAGGAAUUCCCUUCUUCUUGAGAUUUAUCUAAAUGAAGAAAAGGAAAUUUACCUGCCAUAAAAUCUCUUCUCUUUUAUUGCAAUAUAACUAAUUUUUUAGCUUUUUUAAUUUUUUUGUGUUUAUUCUUAUUUCACAAAAAGUGAAUAACUGUAAGAAUAUUGGGAUUAUUAAAAAAAAGACCUGGCAAGUGUUUAUUUUUUUAUGAGAAAGUUGAAAAGUCAUGAGAACAUAAAGCCUGGGAAUUUCUAAAGAUACCUCCACCUCUAUAUUUUUGGAGGAAAUGAUUGUUGUCUAUUUCAAACAAUAACACUUAAUGCUAUUGAAGGUCAGUGCAUUUUUGGUAAACAACAUUUUCCUGGUAGUGUGAAGUCUAACUAUGUAUUUUGAGACAGACUUCUCAGUAUCAUUUUGAUCCGUAAAACAUCAAAAAUUCCUCUAUGAUAUCAGUAUUUUCAUCUCUAUAGAGUCUGGAUGGAAAGGAAUUUUUAAUUUAAUUUAAUGAAUUAUCGACAAUAAAAAAUGUCAAAACUUUGAUUGCAACAUUUGAAAUUAUGACUCCAAAAAAAAAAAACCAAACAAACCGAGAAACAAAAACAAACAAAUGAAGACACCCACCUCUCUAAUUUCUGAAUAAUGCAGCCAAACAGAAAAAUAAAAACCCCAACCAUGCUUCAGUGCUGGCAUUACUAAAAAAAAAAAAUCUAGAUUUCUGUAUAUCCAUCUCAUUUUCCUACAGCGAAUGUGAAAUCUGGGAAUGGCACUAACAGGUUAGGUCCAAGUAUGGUUGUGGCACUUGAAAGAACAAGGUGGGCUCUAUUCCUUUACAGACUCAGAAUGGAGAGUUCUGAACGUCAUCGGUGAAUUAACUCUGUAUGACUUUGAAGUACAUAUUUGACUUACACAAUUAGUAGAAUGACAAAUAGCCUUGGUGUUAGAGAUGGGGAGUCCUUGAGUGGUAAAAAAAAAACUACUAAACAAAAGGUUGGAGGUUGGAGUCCACCCAGAAGCACCUCAAAAGAAAGUCCUGGUGAUUUAUUUCCAAAAAACCAGCCAUUGAAAACCCUAUGGAGUACAAGUCUACUCUGACACACAUGGGGCCACUCUGAGUCGAAGUCCGCAUGUUGGCAACCAUCUUGGUUAGAUACAGAGAAGAGCGACUGUCUGUUGAGGCUUCAGCUUACUUGCCAAUUGCUCAUAUCAUUCCUAAUUGAGCUUCUUUAAAAUAUGUCAUAUACUACACACACUCUAGGGUGCUUAAGAAAUGCUUUCUGACUAACCGGAAAUCUUAGCCUCCUGUGUCCUGAUAAAACCCUGAUCUAAGAACAAGUUAGAGCGCUAGAGGCAUAUCUCUGAUCUUGUCUAUAAGAAGGAAGUAAAAUUAGAAUACAUCACAAGAUUCAAAGAUUCAAAUGUCCAAGAGAACAAAAAUCAUAAUUCAGCUUAAGCAGUGACCACAACCUCUUCUAUAACCCUUGUGGGAGAUUGGGUUUCACGUAUGCUUUGUUGAGUUUUAAUCCUAAAUAAAUACGCAACACAGACAAGUAAGUACUGUUUUCUCUGGAAAAUACAACUUAAUUGUUUCCAAAUAUUCACAUAAUUUGUAAAUAAUUACACAAUUUAGGGUGCUUUUUCUGUGUUGAUUUUAUUUUUUAAUAGAAGAGGAACAGAAUUAGUAAGGCUAUGAAUAUCCUUUGUGAAAACAUUUACAUUAUAUCUUUUCUGUCUUUUUAAUCUUAACAUUUCUAUGUCCUCUUGUAGACUACAUAUAACUGAAUUUAUUUUACCUGUUUGAUAAUUUCUGGCAUUUAACUGGCAGGUUAUUCAUCCACAUUUAGCAUGAUUAUUGGUUUAUUUGAAUUUGUUUCUACCAUCCAAUUUGGUAAAAAUAUACACUGAUUUUUCUAUGCACCUUUUUUCUUUUCUUUGUGUGUACGUGUGUUUAUUCUACCUUUUCCCACUUUUACUAGUUUGAAAGUUAUAUAUCCUAUUUCCAUUCUUUUGAUGGCCAAUCUUAAAUUUUUAACAUACAUAUUUAGCUUAAUCUAAACUUAGUCACUAUUUCUUUCCUUUUCAUGAUUAACACAGAUAUUUGAACUUUCUUCUUAUUCCUCCAUCUUAAACAUUAUUAUUAUCCAGUAUUUUAGUCCUACUUUCAUAUUUUACUUUCUUUGAUUACUAUUAUUUCUUAUAGUUGAGUCUUUUUUUUUUUGGUCUGGAUUGAAUCUCCUUCAUUCCCUACAUCUCUUGCAAUUCUUUUGUUAAGAUUCUGUUGGUGGGAAAUUCUCUCAAGUUUUGUUUGUUUGAAAAUGUCUUUCACUUUUUAUUCCUGUGUGAUAGAUUUGUUGGGAAUAAAGUUCUAGGCUGCCAGUUAUUUUCUUUCAGCCCUUUGUAGGUAUUAUUCCACCUAUUUUUGGCUUCUAUUGUUGCCAGAAGAAUGAACAAAUCUGUUUUGGAAGAAGUAGAGCCAGAAUGUUCCUUAGAAGGCAGAAUGGUGAGACUUCGUCCCACAUAUUUUGGACAUGUUAUCAGGAGGGACCAGUCCCUAGAGAAAGACAUCAUCCUUGGUAAAGCAGGGGGUCAGUGAAAAAUAGGAAGACCCUCAAUGAGAUGGAUUGACAUAUUGGCUGCAAUAAUGGUUCAAACAUAGCAACAAUUGUUAGGAUGGCACAGGACCAGGCAGUAUUUUGUUCUGUUAUGCAUAAGGUUGCUAUGAGUUGGAACCACUGGAGGGUACCUAACAACAACAACAUUGUUGCUACUGAGAAGUAUUUGCCAGUCACUAUGGCUAUGGCUGUUAAGGAAGCCCUGGUGGCGUAGUGGCUAAGUGCUAAGGCUGCUAACCAAAGGGUCGGCAGUUUGAAUCCGCCAGGCGCUCCUUGGAAACUCUAUGGGGCAGUUCUACUCUGUCCUAUAGGGUGGCUCUGAGUCGGAAUCGACUCGACGGCACUGGGUUUGGUUUUGGUUUAUGGCUGUUAACACCAUCUCUUGUUUGUGUUUUUCAGUUCCCACUGACAGCUCUAACGGUGGGUUUAUUUACUCAGUUUAAAAUUUAUUGUGUAUUUCGAAUAUGAGAGGUCAGGUCUUUUUUAAGUCUUGGAAAAUUAUUGGCCACUAUUUAUUCAAAUAUUACUUAUUUUCUUAUAUUCUCCCCCUUUUUCUUCUAAAACUUCUAUUAGACCUGUGUUGGAUAUUUUAAUUCUGUCCUGUAAAUCUCCUGACUUCUCUUUGACAUUUGUGGUUAUUUUUAUCUUCUAGAUAAUCCUCUCAGCUCUACCUUCUAAUUCCCAAAGUAUUCAGCAGUGUCUAGUCUGCUCUUAACCCUGUCAAAUGAGUUUUUUCAUAUUAAUGUCUAUGUAAUAUCAAUUUUUAAUAGUUCUCUUAGAUUAUUUAAAAAAUUUUUGAUAGUAAGUUGACCAUUUUUAAAUUUUAUAUUAUGUGCUUAAUUAUUUAAAAUUUUAUAGUCUAUGCUUGUAAUUUCUUUUAUUUGAAUUUCUUGGGGAUAUAAUUCUACUUUUUGUUGCUUCUGCCAAUUUUUUCUUGCAAUAUUUUAUUUACUUGUGUGCAUCAUAAUUUUCUCUUGUAAGCUUGCAUUUGCCUGGGCUUUUUCUAUGGGAAUUCUGUGAGUCAUAUGCUAAGAGUGUAUGCCUCCAGAAAGUUUUUUCCUUUGUUUCUGCAAAGUGCCACAGGAGUGUUACCAGCCUAGAAUGAUCUUUCAUGUUAAUUUUUCCACUUGGGGUUUCCUGGUUUUGGAAUUCUGGGGUUUUCUGGCUUUGAAUUCUCUAAGAGCCUUUUUAUUUAUCUCAUGUGAAGGCCAGACUUAAAAGAUUAACUACCAGUUUUAUUCCUAUUUUGUUACACAGCUAUAUUUUUCAAAUUCACCUUUUCACUGAAGAUAUAUAGCCUCACAGGUCCUCAUUUUAUAUAAUGUCUCGGUUCUAACACCCAGCUUUCUGCAAGAAUGAGGCGUUGACUCUAGUUCUUGUAUUGCUAUUAAAAUGCAACUUUUCAUUCUCUGGUUUAUGCCUUUUAGUCAGUUUUGACUGCUGGGGUUUCUCUUUUUUACUCUUCAAGCUCUGCUAUGCAUGCUAUUUCCUAUUUUACCGAGAAUAACUGCUUUUGUAGUGGGAGACUUUUCGGUCUGUCUACCAUAUUACGAAGUUGUAUGUGUGUAUGUACGCAUGCAUGGAUGUAUAUAUACAUAGGAUACACCUUUUAAACAUUAGUAAUUUUUCUCUACAAGAGAGGUAAGCACCAAUGAUAUAAAACUAUGCAGGAACUGUUUGUGCCUUAAUAUGCGGACAAAUUGCUAUUGUAUGUGAAUCAGUUGAGAACAAUAGGGAUUAUUUUAUUCUGCUACCUCAAGCUUGCAUUUAAAAUUUAUAGAAAUGUAUUUAUUUAAUGAGGCAUACAGUUAACUUAGUAUAUAAUUUCAUGUUCUGGUCAAAAACAUACUUUUUUUUUCAGAAUAGAUUUCAGAAAAAUUCUUUAUAUAUUAUGGCAAAAAUGAAGGAAACAACACAUUUUUUGAAGCUUACAAACUGCAGUUUUGUGAGUCUGAAUUCUCUUGGCUAGCAGCAAGAUUAUUCUACACUCAAGGGUUAUAAUUGGACAAAGGUGUCUAAGGGAAAGCCCAUGUUUCUUGAAUUCUUAUUGUCAUGGUGAAGCCCUGGUAUGGUAAUUUUGAAAAGAAAACAAACAACAACAACAACAAAAUACCUGACUAAGACCAGACUGUCAACUGUCUUAAUAAGAUGCCCUAAAAUGUAAGAGGUACUUAGGAUAGCACCUUUCAGGAAUUACACAAUUUUAUUUUUAUGAUGCAACAUACAGGAUGAGUAUUCAAGUUAAAUCCUUAGAAAAGACUGUAAGAAAAAUUUCAUCAUUAAAAAGACAAGAAAGAAAGAAAUACCAAAAUGGAUGUCAGAAGAGAUUCUGAAACUUGCUCUUGAAUGUAGAGUAGCUAAAAUGAAAGGAAGAAACAAGGAAAUAUAAGAGCUUGAACAGAAGAUUUCAAAGGGUGGCUCAGGAAGACAGAGUAUUACAAAGAAAUGUGCAAACACCUGGAGAUAGAAAACCAAAAGGGAAGAACACGCUUGGCAUUUCUCAAGCUGAAAGAACAGAAGAAAAAUUCAAGCCUUGAGUUGCAGUAUUGAAGGAUUUCAUGUGGAAAAUAUUAAGUAACAUCAAAAGAAGAUGGAAGGAAUGCACAGAGUCACUGUACCACAAAGAACUGGUCAACAUCCAGCCAUUUGAGAAGAAGGCACACAGUCAAGAACCAGCGGUAUUGAAGGAAGAGGUCCAAGCUGCACUGAAGGCACUGGUGAAAAACCAAGCUCCAGGAAAAGACAAAUACCAAUUGAGAUGUUUCAACAAACAGAGGCAGCACUGGAAGCCCUCACUGGUCUAUGCUAAGAAAUUUGGAAGACAGCUACCUGGCCAACUGACUGGACGAGUGCCAUAUUUGUACCCAUUCCAAAGAAAGGUGAUUCAACAGAAUGUGGAAAUUAUUGAACAUCAUUAAUAUCAAUAUUGUUCAAUAAUAUUGUUAAUAUCACAUGCAAGUAAAAUUUUGCUAUGAGAUCAUUCAAAAGUUGCUGCAGUGGUACAUCGACAGGAAACUGCCAGAAAUUAAAGCCAGAUUCAGAAGAGGAUGUAGAACAAGGGAUAUCAUUGCUGAUAUCAGAUGGAUCCUGGCUGAAAGCAGACAAUACCAGAAAGAUGUUUACCUGUUUUAUUGAUUAUGCAAAGGCAUUUGGCUGUGUGGAUCAUAACAAAUUAUGAAUAACAUUUCAAAGAAUGAGAAUUCCAGAAUUCCAGAACUCUUAAUUGUGCUCACUAGGAACCUAUACACAGAUCAAGGGGCAUACAUUCUAACAGAACAUGGUUUAAUUAAAGUCAGGAAAGGUGUGCGUCAGGGUUGUAGCCUUUCACCAUACUUAUUCAGUCUGAAUGCUGAGCAAAUAAUCAGAGAAGCUGGACUAUAUGAAGAAGAAUGUGGCAUCAGGACUGGAGGAAGGCUCAUUAAUGACCUGCGAUAGGCAGAUGACACAUAUUGCUGGCUUGAGGCACUUACUAAUGAGAGACUACAGCCUUCAGUAUGGAUUGCACUUCUACAUAAAGAGAACAAAAAUUUUCACAACUGAACCAGUAAGCAACAUCACGAUAAAUGGAGAAAAUAUUGAAGUUGUAAAGGGUUUCAUUUUACUUGCAUCCACAAUCAAUCCCCAUGGAAAAGCAGCAGUCAAGAAAUCAAACCAAUGCUUUGCACUGGGCAAACCUCUUUAAAGUAUUAAAAAGUAAAGACAUCGCUUUAAGGACUAAGGUACGCUUGACCCAAGCCCUGGUAUUUUCAAUUGCCUUUGAAAUGCAUUUGAAAGCUGGACAAUGAAUACGGAAGAUUGAAGAUAACUGAUGCCUUUGAAUUAUGGUGUUGGAAAGAAUAUUGAAUAUAUAGUGUACUCCCAGAAGAAUGAACAAAUCUAUCUUGGAAGUACAGCCAGAAUGCUCCUCAGAAGCAAGGAUGGCAAGACUUUGUCUCACAUAGUUUGGACGUGUUAUCAGGAGGGACCAACCCCUGCUGAAGGAUAUCAUGCUUGGUAAAGUAGAUGGUGAGGGAAAAAGAGGAAGACCCUCAAUGAGAUUGAGUGAAGCAGUGGCUGCAGCAAUGAGUUCAAGAACAACAAUGAUCGUGAGGGUGGUACAAGUGUCUCAUUCGGUUGUACACAGGGUCACUAUGAAGCAGAACCAACUUGACAGCACCUAACAACGACACCAACAACAAUUUUGUGUCUUUCUUGGAUUUCUUAUUGCGAGGAUUUCGAGAAAAUUGCUCAGUUUUUUAUAACUUCUUUCAAGUCUUUGUUCAAAUCUCACCUUCUUAAUGUGGUCUACCCUGACCACUCUAUAUAAUAUUGCAACCUACUCUUCCCCUUCUCUAUUGUCCAGCAUAUUCAAUCUGCUUAUCCUGCUCUACUUUUUUUUUUUUGAUAAUACUUACCCUUUCUAAUGUCCUAUGUUACUUAUGAAUUUAUUAUAUUUAUUGUUUUUUUCUUUCUCCCUUGACUAGAAUGUAGAAUUUUACCUAGAGCAAUAAUAUUUGUGUAUUUUGCUCACUAAUUAUCCCAAAUGAUUACAGUACCUGUCACAUAGCAGGUGCUCAAAAAAUAUUUGUUAAAUAAUUUUUUUUUUUUAAAUAUAUCUCUCUGUCUUUAAAUUGGAAUGAUAUUCAUGAUGCCUUACUUCCUCACUGGGACACAUGGAUACAAAUGACAGACUUGUAUAUAUCCCAAGUAUAUGGACUCCUCUGAAAUAAAAUCACAAUUCAUAGAAUAACACCAAUACCAAUUACCAUUUUUCAAAAGCACAAAGUGGCUUAGUCUUUAAAUGUCUCUAAGUUUCCAUUUUCAAUCUGGUAUUAAGUACAUGGCAUUUUUAUUCAUAAAAUAUCUUUUCUAUAGCAAUAGGACAUGUAUAACAUUCAGUACUUGGGCUUAAGAUCAUACCUCGUUUUUUUCUUUGAGUUUUGUAAUCAUAACAAUCACAGGGCUGUCUUCCUGCCAAACCAUCUGCCAGAAAUCAUUCACGGUGUUGAUCAUGGGGCCCUGAGUAGCAAUGAAUGCUUUCUCCUCACCACUGUAGCCCUAGUUAGAGUGAAGAGAAAAAUAUGUUGGUUUUUAAGUUCAUGCCUUGCACUGAAAGUUUAGGUGAAAGAUAUUUCAGAACAAAAUAUCUGUGCUAGUCCAAAAGCAACACAGACUAUGGCAGCCCCAUUGACUCUAGCUCCACAAUUCGCAUAACGUCUUUCCUGAAAGUCAAGUAUAUCAUUUACGGCAUAUUGUGGUAUUGAAGGUUGUAAUACUCACUCCCUGCCUGAGCACCCCAUAAGAGCACGCUAGCCACAGACUCAGAAUAAAGAAGUCAUUGGAACGGACCCCACUACGAAUGAUGGUUAUGAUGAAAACAAAACAAGCAAAAAAACUUACUAGUAACCAACUUGCCUUAACGCUAUCAGUGGUUCCCAAUUAUCUAUAGAAAUAUUUCCCAAAGUAUUAUGACAUAUAAAUUAGGCCAUCUUGAAAAAAGGGAGGUUCAGUAAAAAAAAAAAAAAUAAAUGUGGGAAACAUUGGGUUAAACAAAGUUGGACCACUUUUUUUUUAACCAAGUUAAAUCACAAACUUAAUCUACCUUGAGGAAAAAAUAAAAUCAACAGUUCCAAAUAGUAAAUCAAAUGCACAUCAGAAAUAAAAUUAUAUUUAUUUACUUACCCUAAUAUAAUUAGCAUUAAUGUAGGUGCUCAAAGAAUCAGUUACAUUUUUUGGUCUUAAACACACUCGGCUGAGGGGAUCUAAUGAAGAAAACAAGAAAGAAUAUAUUAAACAAAUUUACACACCUGUUAGCUUAUAUACUGACCAUCCAGCAUGUGUCAAUGUUUGUCACUGAUGCAUCUGUGUGUCUGUCUCUUCAUCCAUCUGUGUUUAUUGAGAGACAUUUGGACCCAUCGUGACCAACCUAGCCUUGCCCCACCACCCCAUCAGCUUAUG